CUUAGUUUGCGCCACACACCAAACCUUUGGCCGAUGAAGCGCAAGGACGUGACGACGGACGCCGCCGCGCAGCAGGCAUUAUCCAAGCGCAAGAAGUGUCCGUAUCUAGAUACCAUCCGCCCUCAGCUUCUGGACUUUGACUUCGAGAAGGUGUGCUCCAUCAGUCUGUCGGACCAGAACGCGUAUGCGUGCCUCGUGUGCGGCAAGUACUUUCAAGGCCGCGGGCCCAACACGCACGCGUUCACGCAUUCCGUGCAGAGUUUCCACCACGUGUUCAUCAACUUGUCCACGGACAAGAUCUAUUGCUUGCCCGACAACUACGAAGUCACGGACUUGUCGCUUGCGCCGAUCAAGAACGCGCUGCGGCCGUCGUUCACGCCCGAGUACACGGCCUCCCUCGACACGAACCGCACGCUGGCCCAAGACAGCUUUGGUGUGUCGUACCUUCCUGGGUUCAUCGGGUUGAACAACCUCAAGAAGACCGACUACAUCUCGGUGGUGCUACAGGCGUUGGCCCAUGUCACGCCCCUGCGCGAUUACUUCCUCCAGCCAGACAACUACGCCGCCGCCGUCGCCAAGACGCGGUCGCCGCUCGUGCUGCGCUUUGGCGAGCUCAUUCGCAAGCUAUGGAGCCCCCACAAUAUCAAAAACACGAUCAGUCCACAUGAAAUCGUCCAAGCCAUUUCCGUGGUCAGUAAAAAGCGCUUUCACAUUGGCCGACAGAGCGACGCCCUCGAGUUCCUCUCGUGGUUUCUCAACGAAUUGCAUCGGGGACUUGGCGGCACUAGAACCCCCGGCUCGAGCGUGAUCCAUAAGGUGUUCCAAGGCAUGGUGCAUGUUACGACACUCCCAGCGCCCGGUGCCGCGACCCACGACGGCGAUGCGGCGGCAGUGCCCACCGCUGUGCCUUUUCUAUAUUUGACGUUGGAUUUGCCGCCGACGCCGCUGUUUAAAGACUCACAAGGCGGUAAUGUGAUCCCUCAAGUGCCGUUGUUCACCGUGUUGGAAAAAUUCGACGGCGACAAAAUCACGCACGUGUUACACGGGGCGACGCGGCAACACAAGCAGUACUCGAUCGAUUCGUUGCCGCCAUACUUGAUCUUCCAUAUCCACCGGUUCACGAAAAACAACUUUUUCACGGAGAAGAACCCAACUAUCGUCAACUUUCCCGUCAAGAACCUCGAAUUAAAAGAGUACGUGGCGUCCCGCGUGCCGACCGCCGCCGAAGUGGACGCGAUGACGACGACGGAGCUGAAGGCGCUUCUGUCGCACUGCGGCGGGACCUCUGCGGGGAUUGUGGACAAGGCGGACCUGGUAGCGCACGUGCACAAACAUGUGGCCAAAGCCUCCCAGACAAAGUACAACUUGAUCGCGAAUAUUUGCCACGACAGCCCCGUGACUAUUGGCAAAGAAACCACCGCCGUCAACAUGGACCCGCUGGCGGACGGGACGUACCGCGUGCAUGUCCAGAACCGAUCGACGGACCAGUGGUACGAAGUGCAGGAUUUGCAUGUGCAGGAGACGAUGCCCCAGCUGAUUGGCAUCUCCGAGUCGUAUGUGCUCAUAUAUGAACGAAAAGACGGACCUUAAUCAUCACGCGAGCUAAUGUCAAAAGAACACACCAAGCAUGUGUUGAUGAGAGAUUGAUGUUAUAUCGUUUGGACUGUACUAGUACAGCAUAAUGUACUUACUG
Molecule: messenger RNA, 1693 nt
Organism: Aphanomyces astaci
Lineage: Eukaryota; Oomycota; Saprolegniomycetes; Saprolegniales; Verrucalvaceae
Exons: 5
Coding region: 34-1590 (518 amino acids)
Biological process (GO): protein deubiquitination; mRNA processing; spliceosomal complex assembly
Molecular function (GO): zinc ion binding; cysteine-type deubiquitinase activity
Source: RefSeq, a predicted model, not a curated record